CGCGUCUUGGCUGUCAUUUCGAAAAAAACACGAUGGCCGCGCACAUUCUUCGGUUUCAUCCACUGCACUUGGGCAAUCUCGGCGCCAUUGUGUUUGGAUUCCAGCGUGGCUUUCCUCGCGAGUUUCUGUCCAUCGUCACCGUCCUUCGAGCGCACAUUCGAUCGAGACGGCUAUACACAUCCCUCACCGCGUGGACAGCAACCGUGCCGCCGUCGUUGGCAAGUUGGCUCACUCACGUGGAUAUCGUCACAUUCAAGCGACUGUUCGACCUGGAUGCGUCCCUAUUCUGCCACGCCAUGGACGAUCUGGCGUGCGUAGGUCGACGGGACCUUCUCGCAUUUUUGUACAGGGCGGGCGGCACCAUCCACUGCUCCCCCGCCGCACUCGACUGUGCCGCCAGUGCAGGACACUUGGAAUGUGUGCAAUUGUUGACCGACACCCAAUCGGCAGCUGCGACGACGGAAGCCAUGGACCAAGCUGCUGCCCACGGAUUCGACUCAAUCGUGCGAUACUUACACCAACACCGACCCGAAGGCUGCACGCCUCGAGCUCUGGAUCGGGCGGCACGAGCCGGCCACGUUUCAGUCGUGAAGUACCUCGUCGACCACGUUCGAACGUGUUGUUGCCUUUCCACGGCGUUGGACAUUGCCGCCGCCUCUGGCCACUUGGAGAUUGUCCAAUGGCUUCAUCCUCGCACGCCGCGGUAUCGCUCCACUGCGGCGGUGGAUGGGGCAGCCGCGGCGGGGGACUUGGCGAUGGUCGAGUUCUUGCUCACCCGUCGACACGAAGGCGCGUCGGCUGCGGCGGUGGAAGCAGCGGUCGCAUUGGGGCGCAUGGAUCUGUUGACGCGAUUGCUUCUGGAGACUACCGUGGACGUGGGUUGUAUCGCUGUUGUCGUGGCGGUCGAAAGAAGACAUGUCGAAGCGGUGACAUUACUCACGCCGCGUGUCCUGGACUGGCGUCCCGUGAUGCACGCGGCGGUGGCCCGAGGGACUUGUCUGCAUGUGGUGGUGACAACGGUACUCGGAUGCCACGUGCUGCUGCAUGACGAACCCGUGGCGACGGCUGUCGGUGUCGCGGCGCUGUACGUGGCGUCUCUCAGCCAGAACCACGUGAUGCUGCGGUUGCUGGCAGCGAUGGGGCAUGACAAUAUGUGGGUCGAACAAGCCUGGCAUCAGGCCAAGAUGGCCAACGAUAGAGCCGUGAUGGCGCACCUAUGCCCGCUCCGACGAUGGUGGUGUCGGGCAAGAUCUAUUUUUUUCUAAUUAACGUGUCGAAAAACAACAAAUCACAUGUACUAA
Aphanomyces astaci is the source of this 1301-nucleotide messenger RNA. RefSeq lists its product as hypothetical. The transcript has a single exon. Bases 33 to 1265 code for a protein of 410 amino acids. Gene Ontology annotation, molecular function: protein binding. Lineage: Eukaryota; Oomycota; Saprolegniomycetes; Saprolegniales; Verrucalvaceae. The record is from RefSeq and is a predicted model, not a curated record.